AUGUAUCACCCGAGCCUCAUCCUGACCCUAUGUGCUGCCUUGCUGCUUCAAGCCGGAUGCGUUUCCUGUGGCAUUCCUGUCGCUGAUAAGACCGUAUGCGCCGCGGGCUACGUCGCAGCCGUGCGUCAGGUACUUAUCCGGGAGUGCAUUGCCUCUGGCCCAGUGAAAUGUCCGCCUAGCAGUGGCCCUGACAUGGCCAAUGAUACUCAGGGCGUUCAUGAUUCGAGCAGUAAUACAGGCGGACAAGGAGAUGGAAUCAGCAAUAGCGAAGACUCUGCACCAGUACCUGCCGGCGAAGAGGAACCCAGCGGCGCUACUGAAGAGACUGGACACGACGCGGACGAGGCGGGCAGCGAUGAGCCGAGCCCGGAGGAUGAAAGUCAGAUAUCUGAGGAGGAACCCUUCGAGACCGCCACUGGGAGCACGGAUGGAGAGGAAGGCGCGGCUGACAACCCUUCCGACCCGGCCGAUGAUACUAGCGAUGCUAGAGCGACAGAUGGAAGCGAUGGGCGAGAUACUACACCACAAAACAACGAGAACUGUCCCGCAACAAUCCCGAGCUUCAACUCGCGGACAACCUAUACCUUGCAAAGGGGCCCUGCAGGGGACUUAUGGGCUUGGUACCGGCCAAAUAGCCAAGCUAGCGCACCAUCCUACUCUCCAAGCAAGCAAGACAGAAAACGUGUGGAUCCGGUGUACAAGUUUUACAUUGAGCGCGUACCCAAUACCAAAUGCCAGUACCUCAUACGUACUGCCGCUCAAGAAAGAACCCAUGCAUACUUCCUUGGUGUUGAGAACGGCUCCCGAGGCGCCAGUAACGCCAACGCGAGGUGGUCGUUAGGAGCCCAGUCGGCGACGCCCAUAUAUAUCAUCCCAUGGGGUAGGCGAUACAGGAUUGCCAUUGAUCGGCCGGGCGGCGAUGGACAGUACGCGAUGCUCGGAGUGAGCGGGCAGCCGAAGGGCAACCUCGGGUGGGAUACAAAGGACACGGCAACGUCUUGGAUCAUCGAAGUGGCGAAGUAG
Messenger RNA from Peniophora sp. CBMAI 1063, 1023 nucleotides. The record is from the annotation of a GenBank genome assembly. Lineage: Eukaryota; Fungi; Basidiomycota; Agaricomycetes; Russulales; Peniophoraceae.